This is a messenger RNA of Saccostrea cuccullata (small rock oyster), 1225 nucleotides long. Its product is annotated as ADP-ribosylation factor-like protein 8A. The transcript has 6 exons. Gene Ontology annotation, biological process: anterograde axonal transport; protein transport. Gene Ontology annotation, cellular component: lysosomal membrane. NCBI's taxonomy places the organism in Eukaryota, Metazoa, Mollusca, Bivalvia, Ostreida, Ostreidae. Gene Ontology annotation, molecular function: GTP binding; GTPase activity. The record is from RefSeq and is a predicted model, not a curated record. Bases 86 to 643 code for a protein of 185 amino acids.
UGUCAUGUGAUUAAUCUGUCUGUGUGUCGCAGGAAGAAACAUCAGAAAAUAAAUAUUGGAUUGGGCAUCUAGUUUUAGAGACAAAAUGUUGGCCCUAUUUCAAAGAAUUCUAGAUUGGUUCAAAAGUUUAUUUUGGAAGGAAGAGAUGGAAUUAACUUUAGUCGGGCUCCAGUACUCAGGGAAAACAACAUUCGUUAAUGUCAUAGCUUCUGGGCAAUUCAGUGAAGAUAUGAUUCCCACGGUUGGUUUUAAUAUGAGAAAGAUUACAAAAGGAAACGUCACAAUAAAGCUGUGGGACAUUGGUGGACAACCAAGAUUCAGAACAAUGUGGGAAAGAUACUGCCGUGGAGUUAAUGCUAUUGUAUACAUGGUAGAUGCUGCAGAUCAUGAUAAGAUAGAACCCUCAAAGAAUGAGCUCCAUCACCUGCUAGACAAACCCCAGCUUCAGGGUAUUCCAGUAUUAGUGUUAGGUAACAAGAGGGACUUACCAGGGGCACUAGAUGAAAAGGAGUUAAUAGAAAGAAUGAAUUUAUCGGCCAUUCAGGACAGAGAAAUCUGUUGUUAUUCUAUAUCCUGUAAAGAAAAAGAAAAUAUUGAUAUUACAUUACAGUGGCUAAUACAGCACUCAAAAUCUGGACGAUAAGACAACAUGCAGAGUAGACAACAGUUUUUUCCUUUAUAAAAUACCAAUGCAUUAUGGACAACAAACAAAAGACUUGAUAGACUCAAAAAGUUUUCUGACAGAAAAAAAACAGGGUUACUGCCCUUUGCUUGUCGGUGAGCCUUCCAAACAGAUGAAGAUUCAAGUAAAACAGUUUUAUCGUGGGUAUUUAGCACAAACUAAGUUAAAGACAUUGAAUGUUGUGUAUUAUUUGAUACAAAACUAUUUGCGUGAUUGUUUACACUAUGUAUAUAUGUAUGGGCUGGAUGUAUUUUUUUUUGGUUGCUUUUUUUAAAUAAAUCAAUAAUGCAAAAUAUGUAUAUUAAGCUGUGUAUGGAGUAUGUAUGUUUUUGGAGUCUACAUGUAAGUGUAAAGGCAAAAGUAGAAAUGUUUUGAAAGUUAUUUUGAUAGGAAUGCAAGGGAACAUAAUACAGAAGGGAAAAACAACCUGUAUGCAGUAGCUUCAGCAUGUUUUUUUUUUUAAUUAUUGAUGUAUUGAGUCAGUUUGGUAGUUGAAUGCUUUGAUGCUUGUAUUGAAUUUCAUUUGAUCAUAAAUCAUAACAA